Messenger RNA from Podarcis lilfordi (Lilford's wall lizard), 12238 nucleotides. Lineage: Eukaryota; Metazoa; Chordata; Lepidosauria; Squamata; Lacertidae. The record is from the annotation of a GenBank genome assembly.
GUUCAUUUCUAGGCGCGCGGGAGGAAGAGGUAAGUGGUGGAGCUGCUGACUCUGCCUUAAAGAGCUGUCGUUUCAUCUCUCCAGAAGCAAUAAUUUAGGGAAGGUAAUGAUUAUCAGUGAUUAUUUAAGCUGUUUUUAUGAUUGCACCGUUUUGAUAUCUUGAUAAAUGAAAGAAGGAUCGAGCCAAGUCAGAGGCUGGUUCUCCGAUCCAGUGUUUUAAAUAUUUCCCCCAGUUCUCACCCUUGUGAAAUGUUAAGAAAGCAAGGCGAGGCUGUGCUCCCUCUUGUGUUUUUAUGAGAUUUCUGACGGGCAGAAGGUCAACAGCGAAACAUUCAGUGAUGAGACUUUCCCUGUUGAAUUUCCGCCUGUUUCUGGAAUUUCAAAGUUGAAGGAGCACUGUUGUUGCAGCUAGUGCCUCAGAAAACUAUAUAACAUAAAUUAUUGGGAGAGGGAGAGUCCCUGCGCCUUGAAAGUGUGGCGGCAGGCAGAAUUAAUUCAACAGGUGCAGCAAGUCGGGCUGUGUUUUGGAGGACAGCAGCUGGCAUAGGUGGCAAUUUGUCUUUGAGGUCUGGGAAGAAUGGUGCCCUACAGCGACCCUUCCUCUGCUUGCAGUUUACAUCACUGGUUUCCAUCUGGGAUUCCUCUUGUCUGCGCUUGGGAAGAAAGCUAUGAGCAGCCUCAUUCUUACCUGUUUGCAUGAAGGUCUCUGUGAAGUUCUGUUAAACUUGCAAGGCAAAUUGGAUCUUUCUUACUCCUCUCAAAAGUUUUAUUGUUUAAUUAGUUUCUCACCUUUCCUUAAAGGAGCUCAAGGUGGUGUACGUGGUUCUCCCCUCUUCCCAUUUCAUCCGCACUAGCACAAUACUAGGUUCGAUUUUAAAAGCUUUUUUUCUGCUUGCUAGUGACCUCUUAACAGCGUACGCAUGUGCAUAUCGCGGUGCUGAUGCGUGGGGAGAAACCUUUCAACUUUGAUCAUUUCAAGCAAGAUUCUAUUGAAAAGCUGUAUGAGGCUCUGAAGCCUCAAUAUUUAAUCUGCAAAAAUACAGAUUUUCCUAACAGUAGUUGCUCUAAUCCAGGCAUCCCCAACCUGCAGCCCUCCAGAUGUUUUGGCCUACAACUCCCAUGAUCCCUGGCUAACAGGACCAGCAGUUAGGGAUGAUGGGAAUUGUAGUCCAAAACAUCUGGAGGGCCGCAGGUUGGGGGUGCCUGCUCUAAUCUUUGUGAGGCUUUAUAGCUUUCCUGAAACCAAGCAUUUAUCAACAAAGACAAGUUUGGUCAUAAAUGUUUAUGCAGUGUAUUCUUGGAUACUAGGUUGUACAUAGGGUUGUGGGCGACGCUGUGGGUUAAUCCACAGAGCCUAGGACUUGCCGAUCAGAAGGUUGGUGGUUCAAAUCCCUGCGACGGGGUGAGCUCCCAUUGCUCGGUCCCAGCUCCUGCCAACCUAGCAGUUUGAAAGCAUGUCAAAGUGCAAGUAGAUAAAUAGGUACCGCUCCGGUGGGAAGGUAAACGGCGUUUCCGUGCGCUGCUCUGGUUCUCCAGAAGCUGCUUAGUCAUGGUGGCCACAUGACCCAGAAGCUGUUUGCCAGCUCCCUUGGCCAAUAAAGCGAGAUGAGCGCCGCAACCCCAGAGUCGGCCACGACUGGACCUAAUGGUCAGGGGUCCCUUUACCUUAGGUUGUACAUUGCUUGGUGCCAGUGGUACUGUAUGAAGCUGUGUUUCAGGCAGUUGUAAUACACUAAUGUGCACUUUUGUUUUGUGGUCAGAAAGCCUUGAGAACCUCAUUGGAUGCUGCUGAAGAGUGCAUUUGAUCCACAGGUGAACAUGUCUGGUUUGGAAAUGCAAGGUACUGGAGAAUUUUUUUCUGUUUGAUUUUAAGAUUACUACCCAGACUAGACUUCAUCAACCUGGUGCAAUCCAGAUGUUUUGAACUACAGCUCUUAUUGGCCCCACUCAGCAUGGCCAAUAGCCAAGAAUGAUUGGGAGUUGUAGUCCAGCAAUAACUGAAAGGCACCUGGUUGGGAACACUUUCAAAGAUAGGAAUAAUAAUAAUAAAUAAUAAUAAAUUUUAUUUAUAUCCCGCCCUCCCCAGCCGAAGCUGGGCUCAGGGCGGCUAACAAUAAAAUAGUACAACAGCAUGAUUUUAUGCGAAUGGAAUAUCUGCAGAUGUUACUCUUGGACUUUAGUUACCAGUGACCGCUAAGCUACAGUGCUACAGGCAAGCAUGUGCUUCAAAUGUGCUUUAAAGUUAUGUAAAGCACAUUUGAAGCGCAUGCUUUCCUGUAGCACUGUAGUUUAGCAGUUACUGGUAGCUAUGAGAGAUAAACUACAGUGCCCAUAAUUCUUUUGAGUGUGUGUCUGUGAUUAGAAUGUACUUGGAAAGUAAAGUGUUUACACCAUGGGUAGGCAAACUAAGGCCCAGGGGCCGGAUCAGGUCCAAUCACCUUCUAAAUCCUGCCCAAGGAUGGUUCAGGAAUCAGCGUGUUUUUACACGAGUAGAAUGUGUGCUUUUAUUUAAAAUACAUCUCUGGGUUAUUUGCGGGGCAAAGGAAUUCGUUCAUUUCCUCCCCAAAAAAUAUAGUCCGGUCCCCCACAAGGUCUGAGGGACAGUGGACUUGCCCCCCUGCUGAAAAAGUUUGCUGACCCCUGGUUUACACAGCCUCCUUCCCAGUUAUGUCUAAGGGAGAAGGCUUUUCUUUAUUGAAACCUUACUCUGUUAUGGUAAGGUUACCAGAUGUCCCCGUUUCUCAGGGAUAGCCUCCGGAAUACAAAUCAGUCCCCUGAGAAAAUCCAUCCCCGAAAUGUCCCUGGGUUUAAUUUAAUGUCCCCAAAUUUAUAUUUUAAGUGUUGUAGAUUUAUAAGGUAACUGUAUAUUACUCCUACAUGGCAUUCUCUUUGGAAGGAAACAACUCAUUCUUGAGUUUCUCUUUGGAAUUAGUAGGGAAUGAUUGUUGUGUGAUUGGUUCAACAGCACAAGACACAGCAAUAUGUAUAUCGACGUGUGAUUGGCUAGCUGCUAUCACAUAGUUUUAUCUCAAAAUGUGAUUGGCUCCCUGCCAACUCGCGCUUGUUCUCACAUCUCACUUCCGUUUUCCUCUUCCUCUUUUAUUCGGUUGCUUUUUCCAGUGUUGAGUGUUUGUUUUUGGCAGUAUCGGCAGCCUUUUAACACAUCCACGUGUACUUUUUGUAAUUUAUAUUGCAGUUAUUGAAGCUAAUAAGACAUCAAAGAAACGAAAAUGUGUGGUUAAUGAUUUGAUACUAAAGGAUUUUCCAUUUAUCAGAAGAGGAGUGAAGGAACAUUCUGCAUUUUGUUCACUAUGUGAAGUAACUUUUACCGUUGGAAGUGGCGGGCGAACCUCAGUCGUUGAACACGUUGCAACUAAAAGACAUAAAAGCUCCUUGAUUCGGGAAAGUAGCAACGCAAAGAAUGUAUCAGCAUACUUUAAGACUAUUGUGCCAGAUCAAAGUGAAAUAAACAUUGCCCUUCAAGAAGGAACUUUCGCAUUUCAUACUGUGAGGCAUUACCACAGUUUCAAGUCUAUGGACUGUACUUCCAGCUUGGUUAAGAAAUUCAUGUGUUCCAGAACAAAAGUUGAAGCCAUUGUCAAACACGUGAUUGCUCCCUGGGCGAUUGCCGAAGCUGUAGAAGAAAGCAAUAGAGCUUCUUUUGUAACUAUACUUCUAGAUGCUUCAAAUCAUUGUAAUACAAAAUUGCUACCAAUUAUUGUUCGCUACGUACAUGUGAAUGCUGAGAAAGCUGUAUCCAUCUGUAAUAAAAUUGUGGACUUUGUUCAAAUUACAGGGGAAACAGCUGAAAUAAUAUACACGGCCUCAUUUCAAACAAUCAAGCAUCUUGGUUUGGAGCAUAAAGUGGUAGCGGUUUCAGCAGACAAUACGAACACUAAUUUUGGUGGUCUGAAGAAGAAAGGUUCAAACAAUGUCCUCACCAAAAUGAAGGAAGGUUUGGGAAAGAAUAUUCUCUGCUUGGGGUAUAACGCUCAAAUGAUACAUAACAGUGCACAUUCCGCAAUAAAUUCAAUCCCUGUUGAUGUUGAAGGACUUGUGGUAAAGAUUUUUGGUUAUUUCCACAUAUUUACAGUGAGAGUAGAACAUCUAGAAGAGUUUUGCGAGUUUGUAGGACAGGAACACAAGAAUAUUCUUAGCUAUAGUAAUGUCAGAUGGCUUUCGCUGCUGCCAGCCAUCAGAAGGAUCUGUGAAAAUUAUGCUGUCUUGAAAUCCUUCUUUCUCUCUGAGGAGAAAUGCCCAGCCGUGCUGAAAAAGUGGUUCAGUGAUCCUUGCACCUAUUUGUGGAUGAAUUUUGUUGCUUCGACUCUGCCUCUUUUCCAUGAUUCCAUACUCCAAGCCGAAGGAGAGGAAGUAACAGCAGUGGAAUUUUGCAUGAUUCUCAACAUUUUGAUUCAGAAACUUCAGGCUAGGAGUGAUGACAAGUUUAUUCCCUUUUCAGUGAGGAAACUUUUGCCAUCUCUCGAAGAAGGUGGUUCUUGCACUCAGGAAGAAUUUCUCACCAUAUCAAGAGACUUCUACACUACUGCUGUUGAAUAUCUAACUGCUUGGAGCUCCCACUCUGAAGAUAUUAGGUGUAUGGAGUGCAUUUUGCUUCGGACUUGUCCACAGAGAGAAAACUUUGAAGAGUGUCUCCAAUAUUUUUCAUCAAGGGUAGGAGGAGUUGGUCUAAGUGAGGAUCAUUUAUUUGAUGAAAUUUCUUCUUUGAAAGAAUAUGUAUCAAAACAAAAGAUAACUAAAUGGAAUGAAGAUGGUGCUGAUGUGUGUUCAAGAUGGAGUGACAUUUUCUCAUUCUUCUCUCAGAAGAUGAUCCCCUAUCCACAGCUACAAAAGUUGGUUCAACUCUGUCUCUGUCUACCAGGAAGCAAUGCUGCAGUGGAGAGAGUGUUUUCUUCCAUGGACAUGAUGUGGACAUCUCAGAGAUCAAGGCUUGAUAUCGACACUAUCAAAGCUGUGCUAGCGGUCCAAAGUAACUUUGCCAUGGAUUGCCAGGAAUUUGCAACAAAACUGGAGUCAAGAAGAGGUCUUCUCAGCAAGGUGCAUUCUUCAGAACAAUACAACUAGUUGGGAACAAAGGUAACUCGUUCAAUUUCAUUAAUGUAGUUGUUUUAAUGUAUUAUCUUAGUAGUAAAGGCAGACUUCCUAUCGAGCUGUCAUUCCAACUGAAGUUGAAAAGUGUCCCCGGAUUCAUUGAAAAAAAUCUGGUAUGUUUUGGAGCCCAUCAAUUGUCUCCAGCCGCAAAAAAAAAUAUGUUCUGCUCCUUGGACUUUACCCAUGGGAGUUGGGAGACCAGUAUUUUGAGAGCACUUGUCCCUUGCUGCCCUAGAGACAAGAAAUCUAGAAAUGGAUGCACUUCAUCAUGCUGUCAACCCAAUGGGGAUAUCUGGAGAGGUUGCUCUUUCUCAGCUCUGUCCAUGUGGCAUAUGGGAGCGUAGGCCUUUGGGCUCUGUGACGUAUAGUCCCCUUCCACACCAUUGGAGAGCAAGCUGGGCCCUCUGAGUUCCGCAACCUGCAUAUUCCUCCUUCUGCUCUGAGUCUUUGCACAGUGACUGAGGAGAUAAAUCACUUGGGUAGUGUUUGCUUACUGUAACCGAUGCUUUGUGCUAGUGGCAUUGUUAAAAAGUUGUGUUCAAUCCAGUGCUGCUUAAACCUUUGGGAGUGAGGUCCACUUAUAAACAUAAUUUACUUAGGAACACAGGAAGCUGCCUUAUACGGUCUCGGUCCAGUAUUUCUGAAGGAGCGUCUCCACCCCCAUCGUUCUGCCUGGACACUGAGGUCCAGCUCUGAGGGCCUUCUGGCGGUUCCCUCCCUGCAAGAAGCCAAGUUAUAGGGAACCAGGCAGAGGGCCUUCUCGGUGGUGGCACCCGCCCUGUGGAACGCCCUCCAACCAGAUGUCAAAGAGAACAACUACCAGACUUUUAGAAGACAUCUGAAGGCAGCCCUGUUUAGGGAAGCUUUUAAUGUUUGAGGUACAGUGGUGCCCCGCAAGACGAAUGCCUCGCAAGACGGAAAACCCGCUAGACGAAAGGGUUUUCCGUUUUUGAGUUGCUUCGCAGGACGAAUUUCCCUAUGGGCUUGCUUCGCAAGACGAAAAUGUCUUGCAAGUCUUAAGAUUUUUUUCGCUUUCGCCCCUUUAUCUAAUCUGCUAAGCCUUUAAUAGCCUUUUAGCAGCUAAUCCGCUAAACCUUUAAGCCUUUAAUAGCCGCUAAACCGCUAAUAGCGCUAAUCCGUUAAGCCGCUAAUAGGGUUGCUUCACAAGACGAAAAAACCGCUAGACGAAGACUCUCGCGGAACGGAUUAAUUUCGUCUUGCGAGGCACCACUGUAUUACAGUAUUUUAAUAUUUUUUUGGAAGCUGCCCAGAGUGGCUGCGGAAGCCCAGCCAGAUGGGCGUGGUAUAAAUUACAAAUUAUUAUCAUUAUUAUUAUUAUACUGAGUUAAGAACAGGGGUUGGCAACUUAAGGCCCAUGGGCCGGAAGUGACCCACAGAGGCCAUUUAACCGGCCCAUGAGCCGCCUGCUUGGUGAGUCCCCGCAUGCUGUGCUAAAGCAGUGCGGCGCAGGGACUCCUCUGUGGCUCUAGCAAUCGCUUCUGCACAUGCCCAGACGCUGGAAAUCUUGUCUGUGCAUGUCCGUGGCGCCAGAAAUUGCUUCUACGCAGGCGCGAUUUCUGGCAUCGCAGACACUAUUUCCAGCGUCGUGCUGCGCUGGCCUGGCCUGGCCCACAGAGGAUCUCCGCGGGAGUGAUCUGGCCCAUUCCCAGUAAGCCUUGCUGACCCCUGGUUAAGAAGAUUGGUCCAUCAAGCUCAAUGCUGUCUACACUGACUGGCAGUGGCUCCCCAUGGAUUCAGGCAGUGGUCAUUACCAGCCCUACCUAGAGAUGCCAAGGAUUGAACCUGGAACCUUCUGCAGGCGAAGCAGAUAAUCUACCACUGAGCUGCGCCCCUUCUAUUAUUAGUCAUUGAACUUAUAAGUAUCCUGUUACAAGCCGCCUAGCAAUAUUUUUAAGAGCUUAAGUAAAAAAAAAAGUUUUUAUAAAAAGACAUCAACAUCUUUCCCCAAUAACAGCGGCAAAAAGCUCUGGUGACACAAGCAGCUAAGCUUUCUAAUCUUAUCUCCUCUCGCUGAAAAAGAAAAUAAAACACUCUUGUGUUCAAAUUUAACACUGGACAAUUGCAUAUUAUAUAUUCCAUGUUUUAAUUGGCGUGUUGGCGUUAGAGCAUAUAUUGCUUAUAUAAAUAGAGUUUAAUAGGCAGGGGGUCAGUAACCAAGUCACUCCAAGAGGAUCCACGACAGAAGUGCUGUGGGCCCGUCAUGAAUUUUCUUUAAACUCCCUAGAAAUUGGGGGGGGGGGGAGAGAUGACACAGACACACACUCAUUGUGUGACCAGCCCAGGAAUACAUUCGGACUCCCAGUUUGAGAAGCAGCUGUCUUAACUCUUGUACAAUUUUGUCCUUCCCAUUCUAGUGCACUUGAAAGUUCAUUGCAUGCUGUUGGAAUGGCCACAUAAUCCUGAAGUGGGUAUGUACAGCAGUUUUGACUCUCAAGGUGUUCAUGAGAAUGAUUAAUUUUUCCUAUUUGCCUUUUGCGGGCCGGGGUGUGUGUGUGUGUGUCGGUCGGUCGUCAAGACCGCUGUGGGGUGUUGUCUUUAUAAACGCCACUGUGAAAAUUAUGCUGUACUCUUAGGUUUAGACUAACAGUGCAUUGAAAUAUAAAAUGCUGUCUUGGGAUAAGCAGUUUUGAAAGAACAUCAGCCGUCUUGGACUACAGUGCCUGUUAUUCCAGGCCAUUGGCAAUGCUGGCCUAGAGAUUAGACAGCUUUCUACAAAUGCACUUGCCAUUCAUCCUGCUGUCAACCCAAUGGGGAAAACUGGAAAGGUUGCAUGGCCUUUGUGAUGUAUAGUCCUCUUCCAUACCGUUGGAGAGCAAGCUGGGCCCUCGUGGUCUGCAACCGGCAUAUUCCUACUGCUUCUCUGAGUCUUCAGGCAGUGAUUGAGGAGAUAAACCAUGAAGGAGACAUGUGCCUGUUUACUGCUUCAUUCAUAAACCCUUAUUAAAUCUGGUAGGCUUCCUAUUGGGGGAUCUGAUUGGCCACUUGGAGAACAGGAUUCUGGAUUGGCUGGGCAUUUGGACCGAUCCAACAGGGCUCUUGUGUUCAAUUUUUACCUUGCUCUUUUUUGAGUUUUCGGUACUAUGGCACGAGGGGUGUGAAAAAUCGAGGCACUUAAUGGCCUUGUAAGAGGCAUAUGCACCAGAGUUUUAUGUCAUAAUUGUGUUAAUAAGCCUAAGCUGAUGGUUCCCGGUUGGAAGAACCUAUGGGAGCCGCAGAUAUUUCGAGUCUUACUGUUAAUAUUACGUUUUCAUCCUUACCUAUGCAAGUGUCAUAAACCGCAUACUUGGGCUUGUUCAAGUUGGUCCUUGCAUAUUCUCAGAAUUUCAAUGUUUGUGCAGUGACUAGUUUGAAGUCUGUACACAGGGGUCUGAUUUUUUAUUUAUUUUUUACAUUGGAAUGAUUGAGGUCCUGCUUUUUAUUGGUGCACGCUUGAUUGAUUUCCCUCCCUCAAUUAUUUUUUCAUUGCUUUCUCCACAAAGUCUCAAAGUGACUUACAAGGUCUGUACAAAACAAAAAAGCCUUAAAAUCUGUUUAAAAUAUUUAUAUGCUGAUUUUAUGUUCAGGAAGCUGAGAACCAAAAACAGCCUGUUGUAUGUUUCUGUUUAUUAGGCCGUUGUGAAUGGAAGAAUAACAACCUGGGGGGAAAGAGCUGGAGAAGAUGCUGAGAAUGCGGUCUUGUGAAAGCAGCAGCUAUUUAAGUGUAGGUCAGAAGAGAACAGAGUCCUACGGAUCAACAGAACAGUCCUGAAGAAAUGGCUACCUUUGGUCUCCAGUAUGCCUUCAAGACUACAAUUCCCAUCAUCCCUGGUUGCUGACCCUGCUGGAGGGAUUCGGAAGGCCCCAACAUCGACAGGGCACUAUGAUGGCCUUCUCUGGCAGCAACAGGGUGGAAGAAAAGCUGCAAUGCUGUGAAUACUAAUAUGAGCAGGAAUGAUCUCCAAAACCUUAAUGCGGAGAACUAUCAUCUUGCUUUCCCCCCUGAUUAGCAGUUGCUGCCGUAGCGGUAACAAACCAGCAAGAUAUGUGACACACUGCUUGUGUGCUGUGAGCAAAGGUGGUUGUGGGAAAUACUUGAAUGGGGACAAAGAUAAUGGGACUAUAUGGAACUGGCGGAAAUGACUGGCAGAAUCCGAGACCAGGGAGAAGAGUCGAUGGAAGAAGAUUGGGAAAAGUUUAAAGAUUAUUUACAGAAAUAUUGCAAAAUUAAUGAAUGUUAGAAUGAUGUUGGAUUGAAACUAAGUGGUCUUUAGCUGAAAUGUUAUAAGGGAAUAUGAAAAAAUGGAUUAUUAAUAGGUAAAAAUUUAAAAUUAUAAUACUUUACGAUUAACGACUAGGAUAUACAAAGAGGGGAGGGAUUUGCUGAACUAACAAAUUGAACUGGAAUACAAAAAAGGGAGGCGUGAGGAGGUCCGGGAAAUAAGCAAAUGAAAGAUAAGUAAUGGAAAGAAUGAAGUGUUUUUAACUAUUUUUAUUUUUGCAUUUUUCUUUUUUUAUAUUGUAAUAUUUUGAAAACCUUAAUAAAUAUCUUAUAAAAAAAAAAAAAGAUAAUGAUCCACAACCAAAUUAACCGGUUGGGAUGAAGCUGUUUUCUGCACUUGCAGAAUUUAACAGCUGGCCAUUGGUGGAACAUCGGGCGAGUUUUAAUUCAGUUGUUUUAGAUGCCAGACACGUGUGUUUGUUUCAUCACACUUAACUCUGCUAGCAUUGCAGUUACCAUCUUUCCCCUUCUGAAAAGUGUUGUUUAAAGAUGUAUAUAUAUUGGAAAAGUAAUUGUUUACAUUACUUUGUGUUUUGAUGUGUCAUCUGCCUUCAGAAGUAUAUGUUACACCCAUUUGUAGAAAAUCAGUGGUUUGACCAAUUCCUCCAUUCCAGUGCAAUUUUGCCCUUAAGGAAAGGACUCUUUUCCCUCCCACCUCCCUCCAUAAUCCGUCAAGCGUGAGGACAUGAUACCUGGGGGAAGUGCCUGGGGUAACAGUUGCUGAGCAGGUAGUUUCCAAAAUCCCAUCAGCGGACUUGCCCCAGGUUAUGGAUGUGCAAAGGGAGCUCUAUUGCCCUUUGAUGGUGGGUACUUGAGAGGUGCCUGGGAAUGUUUUGCCUAUGCUAAUCUUGUACCCAGGACUUGUCUGGACAUGUUUGCCAAGGUUGAACUAGUGUAACCCCGGUCUACCCCUCCCCUUUCGUGACAUGUCAGUGAUGUAAAGAUGAUGUAGCAAUGGUGCUGUACAAACUGUAUUCUGGAAUGUUGUGGGAAGUUUUAAAAGCCAAUGUCACCCCACGCUCUGGGUUCUUACUGCUGUUUGAACCUGUUGUGCAACAAUAAAGGAUCUAAGUCUGCUGUUUUGCUCCAAAUUACUUGGCAGGAACAUCCUUCUUUUACUGACCGCAUGGACCUGCGGGGGACUUGGACCCUGACAAGCUGGGCUGUUGAGUAGUCUCUCAUCCCGGAACUUUUCCUUAUCACUUUGAAUGUUCCAGCAGAGGAACUGGAAGGCAUGACUCCAAUCCUGGGCCCACUGGGAGAGAUGUUAGGUGGAUUGCAGUGAGAAACAAGCCCUCGUUUCAGAAGAGAAGGCGGCAGAGGGGUAUAUGCACACAGCCUCGCCCCCCCCCCCCGCAGCAUCCCAGUUCAGAGGCAAGGAGCACAAAGAAAGUGACUUGCACCCCUGUCUCUUCCAGGAAUCGCCAGCCUCAUAAACGUCAUCCUCCAGAUGGAGGAAUAUCCACCCAUCAAAUGGAGGUCAUUUGCACAGCUCCUCCUCACCUUCCUGGGGCUGAUCUCCACCUCCCUGCAGGAGAAGACCUUCCUCAUGAAAAGAGGGGUCCUGAUCCCCACCAUCUGUGCCAAUGACCCUCCUGCUAACUCUGCCACUGUCUUGGUUUCAGAGAGGCACAGCUGCUUCUCAGCACUAUGGAGGCACAUGCUGAGAUGGCCACCUUGGACCUCCUUUUGUACCCUGACACCUUUGACCAGGGAUUGCCGUAUUUUUCGCUCUUAUAAUAUGCACCCGACCGUCAGGCUAUCCCUGAAGCCAGGAGAGCAAGAGGGAUAGCUGUGCAGCCUGCAUUCACUCCAUAAGACGCACACACAUUUCCCCUUACUUUUUAAGAGGGGAAAAGUGUGUCUUAUAGAGCGAAAAGUACGGUAUAUGCCCUGGUGAGGUAAGAGGAAGAGCAUAGUGAUCUUCAAACAUUUUGGCAAAGAAGCAGAACUCGUUCGUUGCAUGGCGUGUGAAUGUGCUCUUUGCUGGGGUUUCUGGGGUGCCCUCGCCUUCGCUCACAAGAUCCUGUUAGUUACACAUUUCAGGGGCUCCAGCAGUGCUGGAUUCCUGGGUUGGCUGCAUACAUCAUUUCAGCUCCGAAAAAUAAGCGCUUUGCCGGGGUGCCAGAAGUCGCUGCAGCCAUCUUCCUGGAGGUGAGGGGAUUUGGUGUUGAAGGAAGAGUGCAGACAAAUGUGUAGAGCAAAGAGCCCCAUGUUCCGUGUCUGCCGAAUGUGGGCUGUGGAGUCUUUCUCCUGUGUCUUUCCUAGAGGGAAUUGCUUUUCCAGUAACGGAAGCAUUAGCCCUAGGGUCCCACCCCCCUCUCCAUCCUCCAUGCAAGAAGCAAGAGGCAUCAUCACCACUCAAAGGCACACCCAAGCAAAAUCUCUGCAGGGCAGGGCCAGUGGAGGGGUUCCCUGUUGGAAUGGGAAGGGAGUUAGCCUCAGGACCAUCCCAAGGACCAGCUAGAUAUCUCUGGAGGGCCACAUUCAGCCUCUGGGUGUGAGGUCCCUCUGCUCUAUGCCAUGGUCAGGGCGACAUGCCUCCGUCUCCCAAUGCCUGCGCCACUCGCAGCACACCUAGACUAUGUCAGGAGUUCAGCCUACACUCGAGUAGGACUCUGGCAGAGACACAUGUCCGACUGGCAUGUUCCCUCACUCCUGGUCGAUCAUUUGGGAGCUUCAUAAGCUUUCUUCAGCCCGAACAUCACAGCGACUGAUGCCAACUGACACCGGCACACUUAGGGACCCACAGAGUUUGCGCAACGUGACAGACCUCAGCAACUCAGUAUUUGGCUAAUCUACUUUAUUUACAUAUAAACACACACGGACAGACAGCGACAGACUAGCAUC